UGAAAGUAUCGGCUGAUUUGAGUCACAGUCUGUUCUUCCUUUGAUACGUGAAGAGGUGAAGACAUGGGAGCGUCACAGUCCGUUUUAGUCACGGAACCGAAGCCUGGAGACCUGAUCGCAGUCGACCGUGGGAAUUAUACCCACUGGGCCGUUUACAUCGGAGAAGAUGAAGUGGUUCAUUUUGCUAGAAUCAACGAUUCUGGUCCAGACAAGACUUCCUUGAAUGCAGAAGUGAAGUGCCAAAUGCUCAGUGACAUGCUCAACGGCAACAGUUACCGAGUCAACAAUCUUCUGGACGACAAGUACGAGCCUCGCGACCUUGAAGUCAUAGUGAAAGAGGCCCGCAGCAGGAUUGGUCAGAAGUUGACGUACGAUGUCGUCAAUUAUAACUCCGAACACUUUGUGACAGAGAUGCGAUACGGCAAACCAGAGUCACGGCAGUCUAACAUGAAUCCUGGAGACCUGAUCGAGGUCGACCGUGGGAAUUCUAAGCACUGGGCCGUUUACGUCGGAGAAAAUGAUGUGGUUCAUGUUACUACAAAUGACAGGACUCCCUUGAAAGCAGAGGUGACGCGCGAAAAGCUCCAUGUCAUGCUGAACGGCAACAGCUACCGAGUCAACAAUUGUCUGGACAACAAGUAUAAGCCUCUCAACCCUGAUGUCAUAGUGAAAGAGGCCUGCAGCGGGGUCGGUCAACAGUUACUGUACGAUGCCACCAUGCGUAACUCCGAACACUUUGUGACAGAGCUGCGAUACGGCAAACGAAAGUCACGGCAGGUUACAGAAGCAGUGAUCGGAGUAAUAACCGGGCCAGUGGGACUUUUGGCUGCUCCUCUGCUUAAGUUGACGAGCAGCUUCAGCUCUUCUGAAGAACCCACUGAAGCAGAAAGCCUGACUGAAUGAAUCACUGAAUGUGAUUCAUUCAGUGAAAGGUUGAAAUGGACUUGAUUCGUUUACAAAAAUACAAACAAUUAUCUUCAGAAGAAUGAUCUUCCAUUUGUUAAGACCUAAUUCUACAAGCUGUGGUUUGAUUGCUCAAAAAAUUUAGGGGAACACAAAAAUCACAAAUCUGGUAUAAAUUGAAAUCUAUUGAUUCUAAAUCAGAAAGUCUGUAGGUAUUAAACAUUAGGUGUCAGUGUGUGAGUGGAUGGCUUUUUGUCUCCAUGUGUCCCUGUGAGAGGUCAAACAGGUCAAAGACACAUUUUGUCACUAAAUUGGUAGAUAUGGACUUUGGAACGAGCGCCAAAAGGGUGCCGUGCCAAUCCACAUAAAUUCAGAUUGAUAUUAAAAGGAAACCGCUCAGCAUCCAUCAACCCCCACGCAGCACCCAUUGGCCCCCGCUCAGCACCCGGAGGCUCCCGCUUAGUCCCCCACUCAGGCCUCUGCUCAUCACCCAGAGGCUCCCGCUCAAGCCCCUGCGAGGCACCCAAAGGCCCCCACUCAGCACACAGAGGUCCCUGCUCAAGUCCCCGCUCAGCACCCAGAGGCUCCUGCUCAGUACCCAGAGGCCCAUGCUCAAGUCCCGCUCAGCACCCAGAGACCCCUGCUCAAUUCCCUGCUUAAGCCCCCUCUCAGCACCCAGCGCCACGCUCAGC
Molecule: messenger RNA, 1595 nt
Organism: Solea senegalensis (Senegalese sole)
Lineage: Eukaryota; Metazoa; Chordata; Actinopteri; Pleuronectiformes; Soleidae
Exons: 6
Coding region: 64-903 (279 amino acids)
Biological process (GO): N-acylphosphatidylethanolamine metabolic process
Cellular component (GO): cytoplasm
Molecular function (GO): A2-type glycerophospholipase activity; glycerophospholipid phospholipase A1 activity
Source: RefSeq, a predicted model, not a curated record